CUACUUUGAGGGUGUCAGGGUUAGUCAGAUUUCAAAUUUUCAAUCCUCAAAUAGAGAACAAAAUAGAUAGACCCAACCAUGCCAUUUGGUCUGGUUUCAGCCUGGAACAAGCGCCGUCGAAGCAAGUCCGAAGAUCAUACUGACCCUUGGGUUUAUAGACCUGCGGAGUGCUGGCAACUCGAAGAACAAGUGACACGGCCUGCGAAAAGACUGCAUGGAUCAGCUGUGUUCACUCUCAAGGAGAUGGAAGAGGCAACAUGUUCAUUCAGUGAUGACAAUCUGCUAGGGAAAGGAGGAUUCGGCAAAGUGUACCGCGGCAUUUUACGGUCGGGAGAGGUCGUCGCAAUCAAGAAGAUGGCGCUGCCAGCAAUUAAAGAAGCCGAGGGGGAACGUGAGUUCCGAGUUGAAGUGGACAUCUUGAGCAGACUCGACCACCCAAAUCUUGUUUCUUUGAUAGGCUACUGUGCUGAUGGAAAACAUAGAUUCCUAGUAUAUGAAUACAUGCAUAAUGGAAACCUGCAAGAUCAUUUGAAUGGAAUUGGAGAACGAAAAAUGGAUUGGCCCCUAAGACUCAAAGUGGCACUAGGAGCUGCAAAAGGCCUUGCUUAUCUCCACUCAAGUUCUGAUGUUGGAAUUCCCAUUGUUCACAGAGAUUUCAAAUCAACCAAUAUUCUCUUAGAUGCUAACUUUGAUGCAAAGAUAUCUGACUUUGGGCUUGCCAAGUUAAUGCCAGAAGGUCAAGAGACACAUGUCACGGCCAGAGUUCUUGGCACCUUUGGCUAUUUUGAUCCUGAGUAUACAUCGACUGGGAAACUUACUCUGCAAAGUGAUGUUUAUGCUUUUGGUGUUGUUCUUCUGGAACUUUUGACUGGACGCCGAGCAGUUGAUCUAAACCAAGGUCCCAAUGAUCAGAACCUUGUACUACAGGUGAGGCAUAUUCUGAAUGAUCGAAAGAAGCUGCGUAAGGUCAUAGAUCCAGAGAUGGCCCGAAAUUCUUACACUAUUCAGUCUAUAGUCAUGUUUGCCAAUCUGGCAUCAAGAUGCGUCCGAACUGAUAGUAAUGAGAGACCUUCAAUGGCGGAAUGUGUACAGGAACUCCUAAUGAUUAUCUAUACAAAUUCAAAAGGUUUGGGAAUGGUUAUGCAUAGUUUGAGAUUGAUCUAGAAAAAAAAGGGUAAGACAUGGAACUACGAUGAUUUCUUCUUGAUAACAAAUAAGAGCUCUCUAUAAGAAGCUGUCCAUCCACACGUAAAAACAAGGCAGAGCAACAUGAUUACAUGACCAGGAGGCUUUGCACAUUCUUGUACAGCAUAUAACUAAUUUGGAUGAUCUGAUAGGAGAUAAGGAACUCAAUUGGUUAAUCCAUGGUGGACGAAGCUGAUGGAAGAUUUUCAUUUUUUCUUCUUUCUUUUCCGAAGUCAUGAGUACCUAAUGUUAUUGUUUUGUUUUGGCACAGCUGGGAUGGUUCAAGAAAUUCCAUAUGCCAUAUUGUUCUAAUGUUGAGAUUGAUUUAUAGUUAUAAACCCAAGACACAUACCAGUGGUUUGAUUAUACUCAUGAAAAAUCCAGAGUUCCGAUAAUUUGUAUUUUGUGUGCACCUAGUGUUCCUACAUUAUCUUAUUUUUAUCUAA
This is a messenger RNA of Arachis duranensis, 1631 nucleotides long. Its product is annotated as probable serine/threonine-protein kinase PBL28. Bases 79 to 1164 code for a protein of 361 amino acids. Gene Ontology annotation, biological process: protein phosphorylation. The record is from RefSeq and is a predicted model, not a curated record. The transcript has 7 exons. Lineage: Eukaryota; Viridiplantae; Streptophyta; Magnoliopsida; Fabales; Fabaceae. Gene Ontology annotation, molecular function: ATP binding; protein kinase activity.